UUUCCCUUAAUUGGAACAUCUGUGACGACCACCAGAUGUCAAACGAACUUCUGAGUUCCGCUCUCAUCUCUCUUGCUUUUCUCUGUAUUCUCUAUGCAUCUUUUGGUGUUACAGUUGAAGGGCGGAUUUUAGGGCUCAAGUCGAACUCGGAAUCAGAUGAUUCUCUUGUUUAUUUAUGGCCUCUGCCUUCACAAUUCAGCUAUGGCAACGCUACCAUCUCCGUUGAUCCCGGUCUUUCGCUCGAAGUCGGAGGUAAUGGCGGAGACUCCUCCAUUAUCCGAGAGGCGUUUCAGAGGUAUAGAGAGAUUAUAUUUAAACACAGUUCCGGAGGGAAAACUGUAUAUGAUCUUAGCAAGAUUAGAAUCCUUGUAGAGUCGGACAAUGAAACGCUUCAUCUGGGUGUGGACGAGAGCUAUUCUCUAUAUGUAGCCAAACAAGAUGGUCUUUCAAUCUUUGGUGAUGCCACAAUUGAGGCAAAUACUGUUUAUGGGGCAUUGCGCGGGUUAGAGACAUUUAGCCAACUAUGUAGUUUCAACUAUGGAACUAAAAGUGUCGAAGUACACAUGGCACCUUGGUUAAUCCGAGAUGAACCAAGAUUUGUAUUUCGUGGGCUUCUUCUUGAUACCUCAAGGCACUAUCUACCUAUUAGUGUAAUCAAACAAGUAAUUGAGUCAAUGUCUUAUGCUAAACUUAAUGUUCUUCAUUGGCACAUCAUAGACGAGCAGUCAUUUCCUCUGGAAAUACCUUCUUACCCAAAUUUGUGGAAAGGUGCAUAUUCAAAGUGGGAGCGAUACACUGUUGAGGAUGCUCUUGAAAUUGUCGAGUUUGCAAAAAUGCGAGGGAUCAAUGUUAUGGCAGAGAUAGAUGUCCCUGGUCAUGGAGAAUCAUGGGGUGCUGGAUAUCCUGAUCUUUGGCCAUCUCCUUCCUGCCAUGAGCCACUGGAUGUCUCAAAUAAUUUUACUUUUGAUGUGGUUUCCGGAAUUUUGGCAGAUAUGAGGAAAAUUUUUCCAUUUGAGCUUUUCCACUUGGGAGGCGAUGAGGUUAAUACAGAUUGUUGGAGCUCCACCCCACAUGUGAAGCAGUGGCUUCAAAUGCACAACAUGACUGCCAAAGAUGCAUAUCAAUACUUUGUCCUGAGAGCUCAGGGGAUAGCAAUUGCAAAAAAUUGGACCCCUGUCAACUGGGAAGAAACAUUCAACACAUUCCAGGCAAAUCUUCAUCCCGAGACAGUGGUGCAUAACUGGUUGGGCCCGGGAGUCUGUCCGCGGGCUGUUGCAAAAGGUUUCAGAUGCAUUUACAGUAACCAAGGUGUAUGGUAUCUUGAUCAUCUAGAUAUCCCUUGGGAGGGUUUUUAUAACAGUGAACCUCUUGAAGGAAUAGAUGAUGCUUCAGCGCAAAAACUUGUGCUUGGUGGAGAAGUGUGCAUGUGGGGCGAGACAGCUGACACCUCAGACGUUCAGCAGACAAUUUGGCCUCGUGCUGCUGCAGCUGCCGAGCGCAUGUGGAGCAGAAGGGAGGCCACCUCUGCAGGAAAUAUAAAUGGAACAGUUUUACCAAGGUUGCAAUACUUCAGAUGCUUGCUGAAUAGACGUGAAAUUCCAGCCGCACCAGUCAAAAGUGACUUGGCACGGAGACCUCCAAUCGGUCCUGGUUCAUGUUACGAGCAGUAACCCGAAUGCAUUUUAGGUAAUUUAAUACAUCAGAAACUACAAUUCUUUUUAUUACUCAACUUGACUCAUGAAUCAUAGUCUCGACUACUUCGGGUUGGCUACAUGAAUCCUGUUAUUCCAUUCAUGCUAUGUACAUUUAAAAUUAAAGUUUUUGAGACACUGAAAGAAGUCAAUAAAAAUCUGAAUGUUGUU
This is a messenger RNA of Telopea speciosissima, 1862 nucleotides long. Its product is annotated as beta-hexosaminidase 1. The transcript has 15 exons. Gene Ontology annotation, molecular function: beta-N-acetylhexosaminidase activity. NCBI's taxonomy places the organism in Eukaryota, Viridiplantae, Streptophyta, Magnoliopsida, Proteales, Proteaceae. Gene Ontology annotation, cellular component: membrane. The record is from RefSeq and is a predicted model, not a curated record. Gene Ontology annotation, biological process: glycosaminoglycan metabolic process; carbohydrate metabolic process. Bases 36 to 1670 code for a protein of 544 amino acids.